AUGAAUUCAACAUCGGAAAAGGCCAUUCAUGGCAAGUGUUUGCCAGCGGACGUCGCGGACAGCACAGUUGAAGAUACUUUGCUUGAUGAUGAUGAUGCAGUCCUUCGAGCAAACGGCCACGAGGCAGCCAUGCCCAGGCAGUUCAACUGGAUUUCUGCUUUAGGUCUGGGGUUCUCGAUCACCAACUCAUGGAUCGGCUAUCUGAGCAAUUUUGGACAGAAUCUGAGCUAUGUCGGUGUGCUAGGCUGUAUAGUUAGCCUAGUGCUUGGAUGGGCAAUCCAGCUUGUCAUCACAAUGGGACUUGCUGAACUGGCCUCGGCCUUUCCGUCUAGUGGAGGUCAAUACCACUUCUGUUACAUACUCAGCACCAAGAAUACCAGAAAGUACAAUGCUUACAUUGUGGGCUGGCUUUCAGUGCUUGCCUGGUGGAUGGCGACCUGUUCAGGUAUCUCACUUGGCGCGGUCUUCCUCCAAGGGAUAGUGAAUUACUAUGUCCCGAGCUAUGAGGCAGCUCAGUGGCACACUUACUUGAUCUUCCUGGCAAUUGCGGCUUCGACCCUAAUUCCGCUGUUUGUUGCACCAACGAAGAUUUCACGGGUGACCCAGUUGACACUAUCCCUGACCUUGUCGGGAUACCUUGUUUAUCUCAUUACCGCUCUAGCGAUGCAUGAUCACGUUCAGGGCAAGUCCUUUGCAGUAGCAUCCAAUCAGGCAAACAGCGGAUGGAACGGUGGCGCAGCCUGGUUGCUUGCGAUUAGCAAUGCAAUGUAUGCAUUUGCCUCCGCAGAUGGCGCAAUACACAUUUCUGAGGAGAUACCAGGACCGGGGCGACGUGUGCCCCAAAUCAUGAUUAUGACAGAAGUCAUUGGAAUCGUGACCAGCCUGACGAUGAUUGUGGUUCUCCUCUACUUCGCCCAUGAUUAUGAAGCAAUCCGAGACUCCCCCCUCCCCAGUCUCGAGUUAGUGUAUCAAGUGACUGGAAGUCGAGACGCCACCCUGGGUCUACUCAUCUUGCUCUGGGCAAUUUAUAUUUCAUGUCUUCCACCUCAGUGGGUGACUUCCGGUCGGAUUACUUGGGCACUUGCUCGUGAUGGAGGCACCCCAUUUCCAGGAUAUUUCUCCAAAAUCAGCCCGAAACUCGACUUCCCCGUACGCACAACACUGGCUUCCUUUGGCUUCUGCUCUAUCUACGGCCUCCUCUACCUUGCUUCGACUACAGCAUUUAACUCGAUUAUCAACGCCGCCGUCCUCUUUCUUAAUUUGACAUACAUCAUCCCACAAGGACUUCUUCUCUUGCGUGGUCGGUCCUACCUCCCAAGGCGUUACUUCAACCUCUCAAGGGUCGGCUACUUCUGCAAUAUUUUUUCGGUGAUCUGGGUGUUUUUCCAAAUCGCCUUGAAUUGCAUGCCCCCACAUCUUCCCGUCACUUUGCAAUCCAUGAACUAUAAUUCGGUCGUACUGACGGGAAUCCUAUUGAUUGUGAAUAUUCUUUGGUUUGUUACUGGCAAGCAUACUUUCCAGGGACCUCAAAUCGACGCGCAUGCACUGCGCCUGAGUGGGCAUUGA
Messenger RNA from Aspergillus homomorphus CBS 101889, 1566 nucleotides. RefSeq names its product putative GABA permease. Bases 1 to 1566 code for a protein of 521 amino acids. Gene Ontology annotation, biological process: transmembrane transport. Gene Ontology annotation, cellular component: membrane. Gene Ontology annotation, molecular function: transmembrane transporter activity. The record is from RefSeq and is a predicted model, not a curated record. NCBI's taxonomy places the organism in Eukaryota, Fungi, Ascomycota, Eurotiomycetes, Eurotiales, Aspergillaceae. The transcript has 9 exons.